AGGAUUGGCCUCUCUGGAGAGGGGACGGAUGCUGUGGUCAUCCUGGAGAAGACUCCUUUCCAGGAGGAGAAGAUACCAGACCUGCUGAAGAAGCCCACAAACACGGAGCUGCAGAUGCACAAUGACAUCUACUGCACCUUCUACCUGAGGCCACCCCCAGAGCUGAGUGAGAUCAAAGCCACAGUGGUGUACCCUGCCACGGAGAAACACAUCCAGAAGUACCUCCGCCAGGAAGUGCACCUCAUCCGAGAAACCUGGGAGGAUUACAAGAGCAUAACCCUGCCCUACAUCCAGUCCCAGAGCUUCAGCAUCCAGUGGGUGUACAAUAUCCUGGAGAAGAAAGCUGAGGCCGAUCGAAUUGUCCAUGAAAACCCAGAUCCUUCCACUGGCUUUGUUCUAGUUCCAGAUCUAAAGUGGAAUCAAAGUCAGCUGGAUGACCUGUACCUGAUCGCCCUGGUGCACCGCCGGGAGAUCAAGUCCCUGCGGGACCUCACUGCCGAGCACCUCCCGCUGCUGAGGAACAUCUUGCAGGAAGGAAAGGAGGCCGUGGCAAAGCGCUUUGGUGUUCCUGGCUCCCAGCUGCGCAUCUACCUGCACUACCAGCCCUCCUACUACCACCUGCACGUGCACUUCACAGCCCUGGGCCACGAGGCACCAGGCAGCUCCGUGGAGAGAGCACAUCUCCUGCCUGAUGUCAUCGACAACCUGGCCAUGGACUCCCUGUAUUACCAGAAACGGGCUCUGACCUUCCCCCUGCGGGCUGAUGAGCCCCUCUUCAAGAAAUUCCAGGAGGCAGGAAAAGUGUGAGCAGGCAUAUGUGCUUUUGUAUCAUUUUUAAAAGUAAAUACCUGUUUUCCAGGGGGGUUUUUUUAAGGUUUUGUUGCUUUUAUAUUUUUUGACUCUGUUUUUGUACAAGGUGGGGCUGAUGAUCCUUUGCUAUGGAAACUGUGUUGUCUGUUCAAGUCCAUUAAAACAUUGAUGGAAUAAA
Messenger RNA from Acanthisitta chloris (rifleman), 988 nucleotides. It is a transcript of the gene DCPS, whose product is annotated as decapping enzyme, scavenger. Gene Ontology annotation, molecular function: hydrolase activity; RNA 7-methylguanosine cap binding. The transcript has 5 exons. Gene Ontology annotation, biological process: deadenylation-dependent decapping of nuclear-transcribed mRNA. Gene Ontology annotation, cellular component: P-body; nucleus. The annotation marks the transcript as partial. The record is from RefSeq and is a predicted model, not a curated record. Lineage: Eukaryota; Metazoa; Chordata; Aves; Passeriformes; Acanthisittidae.